ACUACUUUUAGUUUAUGCAAAGAUAGGAAACUAUCAAAAUAUUGUCUGCGAGAAGAACGUUAGAGAAGUGUCACUAAAUGUAAAAAGUGUGAAUUCAGCAAAAUUAAUUGAUAUUUUAAGUUUUUCCUUUGUUCGUGUUUAAAUAUAAAAUUCAUAUAAAAUGUUGCCUCCAUGUCAAACUCAAAAGUGUGGCAUGGUUCAGUUAUAUUGUUCGGAGCAAAUUGCAAUUCCGGAGACUUUUCCAAAUAUUCUCAAAACCUACGCAAAAGCUGCCAUUCGCACUCAGCCAUACGACUUACUCAGAUGGUCGGCUGCCUAUUUUCGUUGCUUGGCAAAUAACGCACCACCUCCGGCUAAAAUCCGUUUAGAACGAGCCUGCCGACAAGGCAGCAUAACAAAGGGAUACUUAAAGGUGCUCGUCGCUCAGGUCGGAAAAGGAUUCUUCAUUAGCCGGUGCCUUCUGCAGGAGCGAUGGAAGGCCCUCUGUUUGGAUGAGGAUGAUCUGCUUAAGUACUUAUCACUUUGCCGGAUGUUGAAUUGGCCUCAAGUUCACUGGCUGAAGGUGCUUGCCGUAAUGAUUGGAUCCUUGAACGAGACGCCAAACGAUACCAUGGUGAUGCUGUGCGAACUAUUGACUGAUGACAUGGAUGGUGGCUUAGCAAGGAUACCAUUUUGGAUGUUUAAGAUCUGUUACACCUUUGUGGCUAAACUGGAUUGUUCACAGGAGCAGUGUUUCGUUAAUGGUCAAUUGGUACUACCUUGGGGUGGUUUAGAGGAGCAAACACCAAUGGAAUCGCUUCCACGAGUACUUUCGGCAACAUUAUUAAAGGACACUAUAAUCGCAUCCUGCAAGGCGAAAUUUGAUAAGUCAAAUUACAAAGGGAUUCCUUGUCCUUUGGAAAUGCCAUCCACUAACGAUACUACCAGCAUUGACUUCAUGAUAAGCUCCAAUCUGGGCGAUCCAAAACAACUUUUUGACAAGUGUGAAGAUUUCGAGUCAAUAAUGUUGCUUCUUCAAGAUGCACAAGAAAACCCAAUUACUGAAGAUGACUUUAAAGGUCCACAUUAUAUAUCCGAAGAACAAUUGAAGAAAGCUCGAAAAAAAGAAGACAAAAUUAAUGUCAAGCGACAAGAACAAGCUGAAAAUAUGGCGGACAAUGCAAAAGACCAUAUUCAAAAAGAAGCUUUACAAAUGUUGCAGGAAGUUGGGCCUCCGUGGACAUGGUUACACCAAUUCACUGAUAAAGCCCAAAAUACUGCGAGCUAUAAUUUCAUUGACCAGGAAUCUAUCAAAUCUUUUGCAAACAUAACAGAUGGUACUUCUGAAGAAAGUUUUGAUUUCGUUAAAGAAGAGCCCAAAGAAGUGGAUGUAAUUUCUUCUAGUUCAUCAUGCAAUAAAACAGAAAUAGUAGAAGAAACAAAUAAUAUGGAAAGCCUAAAAACACUUCUCGAGGCAGGUGCCCAGCAAAACCAAUAUGAUCUGGAUAGCGCUUCAAGUGUUAUUUCCUUUCUCAAAUCAGAUGAGCGCAGUAUUGCUCAACUUGAAGGAGAACGUUUUUAUCCUAAACUGAAUUUGCCAGAAGUCAUAGGCGUAUUGGAAAGAGCAGAUGCAAACGGAAUCAUGUUCUCAAAUAUUGAUGAACUUAUUGCUCACAUCAAGAAAUCGUUCCCUACAAAUACUGAUGACUUUCCAAUCAAAACAACUCAAACACCACAUCCAGAAUCACUUCAAAUUGAUGAUGUAACCCAGCUACACAACUUCACUGACGAAGGAUCAAUUUCCAUUCCAUCAGAAUGGAAAGAAACAAUACCGAAACAAGUUCAAAUAGAUGCUGCAAUCGAUGUCCCCAAGGAAACAGAAUCAAAGCAAAAACUUGACGAAGAAAAUCUAAAAGCUGUCGAAAAGGAUGAAAUUACAAAAGUCUUUGAAAAUACCGUGGGAAUACCAGCGGAACAAGUAGCCAAGAUGCCAAAGUUCUGUUUCGAAACAAAAGAUGAAGAUGAAUUGGUUCUGGGAUUGAUCCCAACGGAAAAACCUUCAGAAAAAGAUGAACAAGAAGACCAAGACCAAGAUAUGUCAUCAGUUCUUUCGGAUGUUCAUGUAGAAGGAAGUGAAAGUGGCUAUCGUCAGGAUGAUGAAGAUAUAUUAAAAUACGACUCACAGGAACAACUCGCCAAAGCAAAAGUUUUGCGUGAUGACAUGAAUUUCUAUUGCUGUGUGACGGCUUCAUCAUCGAAACCAAAAACUUACGUGCCACCACAACAAUACCAUUGUUCGGUGAAACCAAUGCCCGGAAUUGGACCAGCUGUGUCACAGAAAACCAUUGAUGACUUCUUGGCAUUCUUAAGAGUUCGCUCACGUAGCCAGAGAGGAUUAAUAAACCCGAGGAACUUCAAGGAGGAGAGAUGUCCCUAUAUGCUGGACACAACAUUGCGCUUAUCCAAUUAGGUCAUUGUGUCGUUUGUUCGUUCGUUCGUUCGUUGUCGUUAUGUUCAACAAAGCCCUAGAUGUCAGUAUCAGUCCGUCCAAAUGAUUAGAUCGCUUGUAUUAAACACACCACCCAGACCAAGUCAUAUAAACAAAACCAUACCAGCUUAAACCAAACCAGGACCUAAAUCUGUCUGAAUUAAUUAUUUAUAUUUUAUGUGUAUGUGUUUUAUAAUUUGCUUUGGAAUAAACAACAUUGUUAUUAAUAAAAUUCAAA
Molecule: messenger RNA, 2705 nt
Organism: Eupeodes corollae
Lineage: Eukaryota; Metazoa; Arthropoda; Insecta; Diptera; Syrphidae
Exons: 9
Coding region: 161-2449 (762 amino acids)
Source: RefSeq, a predicted model, not a curated record